AUGGAGGAGAGCAAAGCAAUGAUAUGCGGCAUUCUUCUCGACGCAACAUACUUCACCACACAUGUCGAUAAAAUAUCGCAAUACGUGCAGACGAUAUCCGCGUUUGUUAAAGUGUUUAAAGAAAUCCACGACAUGUCGUUUGUCUUCCUCCAAAUAUUUGCAGGGAAAACAGUGUAUGUCGACACUAAGGAUCAUCUCUUCGAAAACAUCGCAAAUGGCGUUAAACAAGUACUUACAGAAAAGUUCGACGCCAAGCGGCCGAACUUGUCAGCCGCGAUGUCUUCCGCAAUGUGUCGGAUUAAUAGCUACUCGAAAAGCAACCCAACCCUUCACAAAAAGAUAGUCGCGAUAUCAACACCACUCAAUGCCGCCCCAACCUUCAUUACUGUUAUGAACAAUAUUUUUGCUGCACAGAAAAUCGGAGUUUCUAUUGACACAAUUGUGAUUUCAGAUAAUGAAGAGCCUUGCACUAUAUGCCAACAAGCCUCAUAUUUAACGAAUGGGAUUUAUAACAUGUCAUCACUCGACACACUCCUUCCAAGACUCUUGGUUUGUUGGUUUGGU
Molecule: messenger RNA, 564 nt
Organism: Entamoeba invadens IP1
Lineage: Eukaryota; Evosea; Mastigamoebida; Endamoebidae
Product: RNA polymerase II transcription factor B subunit
Exons: 3
Biological process (GO): regulation of DNA-templated transcription; nucleotide-excision repair
Cellular component (GO): transcription factor TFIIH holo complex; transcription factor TFIIH core complex
Source: RefSeq, a predicted model, not a curated record